Messenger RNA from Exaiptasia diaphana, 1978 nucleotides. RefSeq names its product probable serine/threonine-protein kinase DDB_G0271682. Gene Ontology annotation, biological process: protein phosphorylation. The transcript has 2 exons. Gene Ontology annotation, molecular function: ATP binding; protein kinase activity. NCBI's taxonomy places the organism in Eukaryota, Metazoa, Cnidaria, Anthozoa, Actiniaria, Aiptasiidae. The record is from RefSeq and is a predicted model, not a curated record. The coding region runs from base 72 to 1034 and encodes 320 amino acids.
AUCUCGAGGCAGAACAAGAAAGACACGAAUCCACACGAAGAGAUCACGAAUCCGCACUAAGAGAUCUCCAAAUGGAACAAGAAAGACAUGAACAAACGCAAAGAAAUCUCGAGGCAGAACAAGAAAGACACGAAUCCACACGAAGAGAUCUCCAAGCGGAACAAGAAAGACACGAAGUCACACGAAGGAAUCUUGAAGUAGAGAGGGAUGAAACUUCGUCGGGAAAUCAAAGUGGAGAGAUAGAGUUGCGGCGAACUAGUGGUGUAGAAGAAAACAGGCAUGCAUGGAUCCUGGAUAGAAUUGAAGUUGAAGUAACGGAAAAAGUGCUUGGAAGAGGUGGUUGGGGCAGUGUUUUGGAAGGUAGAUACAGAGGAACCAUUGUUGCUGUAAAACAAAUUCACGAUCUUAUUCUGUCACCCUAUAACAGGAAUCGAUUUGAACGUGAGAUGAACGUUGCGGCUCGUUGCCGACAUCCCUAUCUUCUUCAAUUUAUUGGUGCAACCAACGAUGCCAGCCCACUUUUUGUCACAGAAUUGUUAGAUACAAGUCUGAGGGCUGUUUUAGAAGAACGUGCAUUACAACUUGAUGAGCAGAUAGCCAUCUCACUUGACGUAGCUAGGGCAUUAAACUACUUGCACCUCAACCGACCAGAUCCCAUAAUCCAUAGGGACAUCAGCAGUGCAAACGUGCUGCUAUGGAAACAUGGUGAGAGGUGGAGAGCUAAAGUUUCAGAUUACGGCAGCGCAAACUUCUUACAACAUUGUACAACAGUUGGACCUGGUGCAAUGGUUUAUUGUGCACCUGAAGCAUUAUCGCCUUCUAGACAAACCGUUAAGCUUGAUGUGUUCAGUUUUGGUGUUUUGGUCUGCGAAAUGAACAUCAGAGAGCUUCCUGAUUUUACCAGACGAGGUGAACAAGUUGCUAUGGUAACGAACCACUUCUUAAGUUCCCUUAUUAGGAGGUGUUUGGUUGAGAAUCCAGAGGAACGUCCCUGUAUGGUCGAAAUUCUUUCUGACUUAGAGGGCCAAAACUAAAAUCGUUUGCGCACAUGUAGGAUGAAAUACACAUUUCAGUUCCGAAUGAAGAGUAGUUAUAUUCUUUUUUUUCUUCAGGAUCUUUAUCUUUGAUUAUUUCCCCGUCUCUGACGUCCCUGUUUAAUUUCUUACUUAGAAAUCUGAGGAUCAAAACUUGCUCAGUUAUAUAGUACACCAGAAACGACAUUAGAUUAUUAAUAUUAUUUUCAUUAUUAUUUAUUCAUUAUACGCAGGGGCGGAUUUAGGGGUGGGCCUAAGGGGCCGCGGGCCCCUCCCCCUUUUUCUUGAAAAAAAACUUGAAAAGAUCCUUGUCAAUAUCACUGAAAAUCAGUGCUGGAAAUCGCAUUUCUAACGGUUUAAAUUUCAAUUUUUUUCAGGGGAGCAUGCCCCGGACCCCCCUAUAUAUUCCCGACUUCGGUGGUCGAUGCAACACAAAACCAUUUUUAAGUAACCGGCCUCCUCUUUCUAAAUAUUCUGAAUCCGCCCCUGAUACGUAUAUUAACGCUUUUAUAGCUUAUUUGCACGAUUUUGAAGACUAUUUCAUAGUAAUUGAUACUAUCAAUUAGAUCAGAUGAUCUAGCAAUUAUUCUAGUCAUUGACUAGUCUGAAAAUUCGAGUCCAAGUAGAAUUCCUAAAAAUAAAAAACAAUUUACACAUAGAUUCGAGGCUAAGCCCGCGUGCACUGGACUUUUUUCGCGUCGUGCAGCUCUUACGCAUAUUUUCGUGCUUAGCAACCUCCCGCGUGCAUCUAGAACUGGAUAUACGCACGCUAACCAUGAACCAUUCCUUAAAAAUAGUUAGCAAACUAAACAACUGGAAUACAGUCGACUACUAACAGUAGUAGGUUAACCGUAUAUUUCAUUAAAAGCAAAUAGCUUUAGUCUAAAGAAAUUGCACAAAACUUAACUAAUUACGCUUUUGAGAAUAAAGGGUUUAGUAUUACA